Messenger RNA from Bursaphelenchus xylophilus (pine wood nematode), 931 nucleotides. The record is from the annotation of a GenBank genome assembly. NCBI's taxonomy places the organism in Eukaryota, Metazoa, Nematoda, Chromadorea, Rhabditida, Aphelenchoididae.
AUGCGGCGGGUCAUUCUCGUCGGCUUAUGCGGGCUGUUGGCGGUGGUGGAGCGGGCCGACUCGCAAGGCCUGCCCAGCUUCUCGCUGCUCUCGCCCAACUUUCUGAGUCCCCAGCUCACCAAGAACCACAACCAGUUCAUCAAGAAUGGGCCGUCGUCGCGGAUCUUCCAAAACUCGGCGGUGAUCAACACGGUGAACGGGGGCGGAGGGUAUUGUGGACCGGGAUGCCAGGGUGCCAAUGGGGUGCCUCCGGUGCAUGUGACGUUGUGUAUAUGUAAUAACAACAACCAUCACAAGAGCGAUGUUGAAAAGGAGGCGGUCAAGAAGGCUAAGCCGAAAGAGGAGGAGGAAGAGGGCGAGACGCAUACGGUUAUUAUUCCAGAAGGUAAGUGGUGCCUUUCAAAUACUCUUUUUUACUUCUAAUCUCCAUUGCUUUACAUUUACAGCGCACCCACCCGAAUUGAUUGCCAGUAAAGGCGAAACGGGCCGAGUUCCGCCCUCCUAUCAGAUUCAGAAGGAUCGACGGUACGAUUCCAAGUUUUAUUAUACUCAUCAUCAUUACCAGUAUUAAUGUUCUCAAAGUCUUCUAAUCUGAAUUGUUUUAGCAACUUGUUGGCAAGUUACACUUGUUAGUUCAUGUUUUAUGUAGUCUUGUUGUCUGAAUCCCAUCUUAUUUAUUAUUUAUUAUUCACAAACUCCUCAGAUAUUAGUACAACGAACUUUUAUUCCCAAUAAAGUAUUUAUGAUAUAAUUUCACCCCGGAAUUCCGAGGAUUUUGAUGUUUAGACUUUGUUAUGCCAAGGAUAAGCCUUUACGUGGCAGGAGAAACAAAAUGAUGAAUGUAGAAUUACUGGGUGCUACGACUUUACGGGUCAGCGACAGUUCGGUUCAGCGGUACUAUGGAUUGCCUAGGUUCGAAGAGAGAGGCUAG